GAGAUAACUCUAACGGAAUGUAACGACAUGCGACUCAUAUCGUUUAUUUCAGAUAAGCCGAAGGCAAAGGUCUAGUUGCUCUCUGUGGACAAGAAUCAAGAUGAAUAUAUUUUCUCUUGAUGUUCUUGUUGACUACCUUUUUAAAAAUCCCUCCAUUGUGCUGUGGCUGCUUUUGAUAUAUGUCUUCAUAUAUACUUUAUCGGUGUUGUUCGGAGGAGCAAGACCAGGAAGAAAUCCCGUCGCUUGUGAUGCCCGCCGACCCCGCGAGCCUCUGGUCUUGGAGCACAAAGUGCGAGACGCCGUGCUGAAACAGAGAUUCAAGAAGACUAAAGUACCAGAGAAGUUGGAUGCGGUGAUCAUCGGCAGCGGUGCGGGGGGAUUGUCAGCGGCGGUGCUGUUGGUGAAGGCGGGGAAGCGGGUGUUGGUGCUGGAGCAGCAUGACCAGGCCGGGGGAUGUUGUCACACCUUCAGGGAGAAGGGGUUCGAGUUUGAUACAGGUAUCCACUACGUGGGGGACAUGGAUGGCCGGAGCAUGCUGUCCACAGCUGUUGACCAGCUGACCGAGGGCCAGCUGCAGUGGGUGCCGCUGGACGAUGCUUUUGAUGUGGUGGCGCUGGGUCCCCCCGGGAAGGCCAAGCUGUACCCAAUGAAGUCAGGGCGCGAGCAGUACUAUGAAAACCUACACUCUAUGUUCCCCGGGGAGACGGAGGCCAUUAACAAGUACAGGGCAGUCGUGAAGACUGCACAGAAAGGGAAUGCCGGCCCAGUGGUCCUGAAAAUGCUGCCAAAGUGGCUUGCUAGGUUGCUAGUGGCAACGGGCCUGUUCAAUUUGUUCUUUGGUGGCUUCUUCAAGUACGCCAACACAUCCCUGAAGAGCGUCCUUGAUGGUGUGACGUCUAACAAGGAACUGCGGGCAGUCCUGUCCUACAUCCUCGGCGACUACGGGCUCCUGCCAAGCGAGGCUCCCUUCGCGAUGCACUCCAUGCUUGUGGACCAUUACCGCAAGGGGGCGUACUACCCCGAUGGCGGCACCAGCGAGAUCACCUUGCACCUGGUCCGAGCUAUUGAGAAGUACGGCAGCAAGGUUUUGGUCAACGCUCCAGUCACAAGCAUCCUCUUCAAUGACAAAGGCAAAGCUAUAGGUGUCCGUGUCACCAGCAGUGCUUCGGGAGAGGUGGACGUAUUUGCCAAACAGGUGAUCUCUGAUGCGGGGGCACGCAACACCUUCAAGACACUGAUCCCGAAGGAGAUUGCGGAGAAAUCUUGCUACUACAAUCUGGUGGACCAGCUCGGGCCGGGGGUGUCCUGCAUGACGGCCUUCUGCGGCCUGUCCGGCAGCCCGUCCGACCUCAACAUGAAGGCCAGCAACUACUGGGCCUACACAAGCACUGACAUUGACGGCUCGGUCGGAGACUUCAUGAAUCAAAGCGUCGAAGAUGCUGCAAAUUCCGAAGUACCCCUGAUCUACAUCUCAUUCCCUGCAGCUAAAGACCCGUCUUGGGAUACCCGCUUUCCAGGUAAGAGCGUGGUUCUGCUGAUCACUAUCGCCAAGUGGGAGUGGUUCUCGGAGUGGAAGGAAGGGCGUGACCGUCACCGUGGCGAGCGCUACGAGGAGCUGAAGAUGGCCAUUGGCCGACAGAUGUGGAAGCAAACUGUGUCACUCUUCCCUAACCUGGACGGACAGCUGGAGUACAUGGAGGUGGGCACGCCCGUGACCAACAAGCACUACCUGGGAGCGCCCCUGGGGGAGAUGUAUGGCAUGAACCAUGGUCUGGAGCGACUCUCUGCCGAGACUUCCAUCAACAUGCGGCCGGCGACCGGAAUACCAGGGCUCUACAUGACAGGCCAAGAUGUGCACAUGUGUGGCUUCGUCAGUGCCAUCCUUGGGGGAAUGUUGUGUGCGGGCUCCAUCCUCAACCGCAACAUCAUCAACGACAUUGAGCGUCUGCGCAAGACUCUCAACAAGCAGCCCCAGAAGAAAGUGAACUAGGUCAUGGCCGAUGUUUCACCCCAGUGUCUUUCCUGUGAUUUUAUCCAUUGUGAGACGAAACGGCCUCAUGAACACGUGUUGUCUUACCGAUGUUUGACACAUUUGUUGUAUAAAACUUUCAGGGAUUUACAUGACAAUUCUACACAAUGGUUUGGACAAUGAACUAUGAUUAACGAACACUAGCCUUUUUCAAGUUUUUACAGACUUGGGAAACAUGUGAAUCCUAAUAAUGUUUUUUAAUAGCUCAUUAAUGUAAUAAUGAGUUUGUUUAAGAUUUAUUUUGAGGUGUUACAAAUAGCAGUGUUUCUUUGUCACAAAUACUGAGCAGACAUUGCAACAUCAAAAUGUGCAUAUUAAUUCAUCCUUUUAUAUUGCAUAUGCAACAUUAUAAGUAAUAAUUGAUCUAUAUUUAAAUUUUGUGUUUUUACCUUUUGCUGCAUUCUUAAAUUUUCUGUUAAUAUUCCGAAUUCUUGUUAACAUGGUUAUGACUAAUGUGAUGACUUGGUUGAGGUGACUUGUGUUUCCGUCAGUUCGUUAUAAGCGUGUUCGUUAUAACCGUGGUUUACAGUAACAGGAAGAAGCAUUGAUGUUUGGUUUAACAUUAUUGCACUGAAUGCAGUGUUAAGAUACAAUGUUUAAAUAAACACUUUUAGAUAAUUAAAAACAAUUAAAUACCGUAUCCCAUUUUUGAAUUAAAAAACAACAAUUCCCACUGUGUCUAGAUCAAGCCAUGCACUUCAUAGGAAUCCCAGAUGUUUCUGUGACGUAAUGAAUCAAGCAUCUGUGUUCCAAUGAACCUGUUCGUUAAUUGAUGAAGGAUCCAUUUCAGUGUUCGAAGUCAGACAGGAAAGUCUAGUUUCCCUGUCUCCCUCGGAUGUUAAACUUUAAGAUUAAACUGGAUUCAAAUUCCCCCAAGCAUUCUAGGCCCCCUUAACUUCGAACGCUGCAAUUCAUAAAAUUGUUUUAAGACAUAGUAGUAGUGUGUCCAUUGGUGUCCAUGAACCCACCAAGAGUUGUCUGCCCAUAACACCAGGCUACGAUGUCAGCAGUGUUGGGACGUUGUACAGGUCAGUAUGAAUUCUGUUUCACAUUCCAUCCAUACAAUUAAGUUUCUUCAUAAGGAUGGCAUAUGUCCCCCACAUUUAGUUGCAGAGUUGUCUCCCUUAGUUGGUUUCCAUCCUGUAUUUCCCCCUGAUUAUGAAUCUUGAUCUGCCCCCCGAUGUGCUUGUGAUUUUACCGAAGUGGUAAAUGUAUACGACCUGCAUCACUGCGGGUUUCAAUGUACUGAAAGACUGUUCGGUGAUGCGAGACGCUGCCAUUCACUUCCCCUUUUAAAGAUUGGAAAGGGAGCCCUACUUAGUCCCAUCAGGCCAUACCUUUUUUAUGUUUCGUUUCACGGCCGCUGCACCUACUAAAAAGCAGCUGGAAAAGAAAUAAAUUAAACAUAAAAAUAUAAUUUUUUAUUAUGUCGCCUGCUUGUUAUUUGGACCCUCUUAUACAGUAUAACACAUUAUAUAUAAGUACCAUGUCUACAUUACUGUCAGUGAUUCAAGAAGCCAGCUGCAAAUUUAAUUCCACGGUAGAAUAGGGGCGGUCGGGUAGCCCAGUGGUUAAGGCGUUCGCUCGUCACGCCGAAGACCCGGGUUCGAAUCCCGACAUGUGUACAAUGCGUGAAGCCCAUUUCUGGUGUCCCCCGCCGUGAUAUUGCUGGAAUAUUGCUAAAAUCGGCGUAAAACCAAUCUCACUCACUCACUCCACGGUAGAAUGACUUUCAUAUAAAUAAAUAAAUGGUUGACAUGGCUAUUUUUUUUAAAAAGCAAAAAUAAAUCCGAAAAACAUAAAGUGUUGCCUUUGUCUAACAUUUUGAAACCAAGCAGCGGAAAGCCCAGAAUACAAUGCAUGUGAUGCAUGUGGGGGUCCUGUUUGAUCGUCCUACCCUGUCCAGUUGGUCGGUCCUUCCCUGCCAUGACUCCCCAGCUCCCUGACAGUCCACACGAGGUCCGUGGUGCCCUGCCCACUCAGGUGGUGCAGCCGUAGUGGUCAACCACGUGCAUGUAGGUGUAAUAUCUGACACACAUUUAUUUAAUUUCGUUUGUUUUGCAUUGUUUUUGUUUCCAGUGAUUUUCACCAUUGUAAUCACCAUAUCGCCUGCUUUUUCAAUAAAAUAUUUAUUCGAU
Molecule: messenger RNA, 4167 nt
Organism: Haliotis rufescens (red abalone)
Lineage: Eukaryota; Metazoa; Mollusca; Gastropoda; Lepetellida; Haliotidae
Product: all-trans-retinol 13,14-reductase-like
Exons: 12
Coding region: 101-1990 (629 amino acids)
Molecular function (GO): oxidoreductase activity
Source: RefSeq, a predicted model, not a curated record